Molecule: messenger RNA, 2985 nt
Organism: Candidozyma haemuli
Lineage: Eukaryota; Fungi; Ascomycota; Pichiomycetes; Serinales; Metschnikowiaceae
Gene: INN1
Product: Inn1p
Exons: 3
Coding region: 1-2985 (994 amino acids)
Source: RefSeq, a predicted model, not a curated record
AUGUUCAGCAAGUGCUACUUUGAUACUUUUUAUGUGUUUGAAGAGGAAACCAAAGAUUUCUGUGAUGACCCCAAAACCGCUAGUUCGGUGUUAGAGGCAGCUCUGAAACAACGUCAAAGAUUGUCGUCUCAUACCACUACAUUAUUUUUCCAUACCAAGACGACUUUGGCCGUGACUGAGUUCCAGGUGGCCUUUUCCCUGAAGCUACCAUACCUAGACCCACCAAAGCAGGGAGUUGAACAGCUUGAACGCAUUCCAAAGCCCAAGUUCAGGCUUGAAUAUGUCAUUGUGGCCGCUUGGCAGUUGCUUCAGUACUGUGAGUACAAUCCCCUGCUUAAAGCUCCCAUGGCAUGUCUAGCAGCACAUUAUCUUGACCAGAAGUACUUUUUCAAGGGUUCUCGUGCUAGCUUGGCACGUACGAUAGAAACACAAGAAAGCAUGGCAGCGAAGGCUCAACCUGACUCUGUGGCCAGUCCCUCGUUUAAGUCAAUCAAAUAUCCUAACGGUGAAUCAGAAUUUGUUCGGCUGCACCAAACAGCUAUCAUUCAAGGAGGAGAAAUAGAAUUUGCAGUUACUCUUCGAAACUUCUACAGGCCUCCUGAAAGGAAUAGGGCUAUAGAGAUUGUCAAAAACUCGGCCCACGUCUGCAAAGCGGAAGCUAGUUGUAUAAUGAGAUACAAGUUGUUCAAAAAGGCCUUCAAGGCAAAAGGAAAAGUUCACGUCUGGGCCAUGCCUGUCUUAUCAUACAAGGGUACAUUUUGCAUGACGGAAAUCCCAUUGAGCCAUUGGAACGUGCUGACGGUAAUACGUGGAGAGAACAAGUUUUUCGAGGAUACAUUGGAUGAGAAGUCCUACUACAACGAUUUUACAUUCAAAGUACCCUUGCGUUUGAGCUUCACCAUGUUAAAUGAGUUUCAUCCACCAUUACCACUACCAGGAGCCAUUGUUUGCAAAGGUAUGAGACUAUCUGAAGCGUUCAGGUUAAAGCUUCUGUUCUCCUAUUCCUCCUACGAACAACCAUACGCUUUCAUUGGUAUUAGAAUGGUGUCCACGAAAAUUGAAUGGCUAGUAUAUCCAUUCCACAGCCCAAUAUGUGAAACCGUUUCACAGUUUGAUACCCCCAAGUUUGAGAAAGCAAUUGACUUGACUCACUUCAAACUCUCGGAAGACAGAAAGAAAUGGGUUAUGGAUAUCCCUCUAGAGAUGUAUGAUUGUGAAAUCCCGGAUCUUGGCCCAACAUUCUAUUCACUGCAGAAGGCUAGAGACAUGGCUGUCCGGAUUUCGUUCAAUUUGAAGGGAAGUAGAAAAACCCCUCUUGAAGUGACUAUCCCGCUUCAAAUCUGUGGAGAAUUGAUUGAUGUUACUGGCCAUAACGUUAUGCCACCUUCAUAUGCUGCUUUAAUGGAUACGAGCAAGUUGGAGAAGUAUACCCCAGUUAGGAUACUUGGUUCCAGGGAGAAAUUGGAUAAAAUAAGGGACUGUGACUUUGUGGACACUAAGGAAGGUGUUUUGCCACUCACUUACUUGAUCCAUCCACUGGCUGAUCCACCUGGUUUCACCACCCAAACUACUUCUUUUUCCUUGAUGAACGGGCCUGAAACAGCAGAUGGCACGCUUAUCCUUAUGGUGUGCCGUGCCAAGCACUUGCCCAACCGAAGAAAGCUAGAUAAACAGUCGCCAUAUGUGCUUUUACGAAUUGGCACCGAAGCGAAGAAGACCACGGCAGCGUUCAGAGCAGGCCAGACGCCUGAAUGGACUCAGGAAAUACGGUUCCAGUUGACGAGGGAAAGACGCCCGCUUUUGAAGUUGGACGUGCUUGACGAGACGAAGAACGACCCGACGCCAAUUGGCGAUACUGAGAUUGACUGUGCUGCUGUUUUCCAAGAUCCCGCUCACUAUAACGACGGGAAGUACAUUUUGGACGGGUGGUACGACUUGAAGUCUAAUGGCAGGGUGGCUGGUAAGAUUUACUUGGAGAUUACGUUCUAUCCGAGUGCUCCAUUGCUUCCUCCUAAGGUUCCUUCGCCAUGUGCCGAUUAUGCCGAUAAAGACCUACCGGCGAUGCCUGAAGACUUCACCAGAUCUGAUCCUGUGCAGCGGAAAACCGUGGACGAGGUGUUUGAACAGAAAGCGCUUGAUUUCAGGUCUUCUGACCCUGGUGCAAGCGCAAGGAAAAGCUCAGACGACGAUGUGUUCGUCUCAGGCAGUCCUAAGAAAGAAGGUAAGCUUAGGAAACUACGCGAUAAGUUCCAGUCAAAAGAGCCACUUAAGAAUCUCUUUCAGACUCACGAGAAGCAGAAACCAGAGAUUCUUGAUGAACCUGCCUCUGUGCCUCCUCUAGAAAGCUUUGAGAACCUAGAACUGGCUAUGGGCAACCGUCGGGGCUAUGAGCCGCUGUCCACGCCUCUGCCACCACCUCCACCUCCACAUUCAGCCAAAUCGAGUCCAAGAAAAGCAGGCCGUAAACCACCUCCACCGCUGAACUCCAACGUAUCUCGUGAUUUUGAAAAACUCGCCAUCAGCAACACGCUGGUACCUUUUUCUGCUGAAACAAUGGGUCUAGAUGAUGAAGAAAUGCCUACACAAGUGUACCAGAUGGGCCAGGCUGUUCAGCCUCUUACACAUAAACAACCCAAGGAAACUCGACAACACCGCAUGAACCCUAAUGAAAUCGACCCCAAGUUCUAUGCGCCUACCCCAUCGGAGCAUUUGGCAAAGUCGUUCCGUCUUCAGGACGGUAAUGUCACCAAUAAAGAUGUCGAUACCGACUAUAACACAGAGAACAGUGGGUACCUCGGUGAAGGCCAGUGGCUGGCAGAUAAACGGUUCCUGCCAUCGGUAUUCCAGCGUGUGAAUGACGAAAACGAAGGAGAAGCCAAUAAACCGCCCGUUCCUCCAAAAGUGCCUCGAGGACUCACCAACAUGGAAUACUACGUUCUUGAAAAAGACAGUUAUUUGAAGGAUAUCAACGGGCGUCGGAUGUAA